AUGCCGGACUUGAUAACUGAAAAGAAUCGGCUGGAGAGACGCAUCUUGCAGUUUCCCCGCCGCCUCAGCCGCGACGGCCAUGCCUCGACCAUCGAAGCUCUGGGGGAGUUUCUUGCCAGGUUCAGCGGCCAAGGAGAAAUCCCUUGGCUCCGCAUCUACGACUCCUACCCGGCCUGGCAACAGCAAAGUGGCCUACUGAACCAGGAGUGGAGCAGAGCUGCUCUGUUGCAGAAAGCCAUGGUGUUCUUCACGCUAAUCACCGUUCAGGGUGACAAUGGCGGUGCCAUUAGCAGGAAGGCAUUGGGAGGUGGUGCCAAAUGGAAGAGCACGGGGGCAUCCAAGAUAGGGCGAGAAUUUGUUCUUGGCAAACUCUACUUCAAAAGGGAUGGCGAAACAACGCGCAGGUCCAGAGAGCAAGGGUUCACUGCUUUCGAGUUUCACCUCCCGAUGAACCUCUCGCCCCGCCCCCGAGUCGCCAUCUGCGUGCUGCAUCCUACGGACUAUCACCAUACCGUUCGGGAUUUGAAGGAUUAUACCCAGAAGGGAUGCUUUCCAGGGAGAUAUCAGGCAAACCUGCAGGUGGUGCAACAUGUGCCACCAAUCAAUCAAGGCCCCUGUGUUGCUGGUACCGGAUUCAUGAAUAGUCCACAGGUUGAUUACACCAGUAAUCUACUAGCUUCUAACAGUGAGAGAGACAUUCUGGGAGCAAAUCAAGUGGACCAGAUGGCAGUGCAACAUGAGGGACAAUAUUUAGACUCCCAUGCUGGAUUUAUGAAUGGUCUACAUGUUGAUUACACCAUUAAUAACACUGAGAGUUCUGGAUACAAUCCUCCUGCCGGAAUACAGAUGGAUAUACCAUCCAACACUUAUCCUAUGAAUGACGACAUGUCUUAUAUGCCAUCGGAAAUUAAUAUGUUUGGUGGACAAUAUUCUCAUGUAGAUGCCAUGUCAAUCCAGAGCGACUAUUGCAAUACUUCGUUUUGGAAUGGUAGCAUGCCUGCUCCAAUCCAGGAUGCCACGACUAGUUACAGCCAGCCAUCGAUUCAUUCCUCUGCAUCUCUGGAUGAACGUUUUGAUCAGCUCCUAUUAUUGGAAAACAACUCAAUGCCCGAGCCUGGUGGACAAAAUUCGCAUGCUGAUGGGAUGUCAACCCAGAACUACUACUACUACAAUCCUUAUUGAGAGUUUUGAGAUUGUGAUGUGCUAUAUGAAGUAUUUGAAUUAUCAUGUUUUUCUUGGAUAAUCGUGUCUUGUUCCUAGGACAAUGCUAUAUAUGUAAUAGUAUUGAUUGAUGGACAAGUACACGUUGUUUGCUUGGAACGAUCUCUAUGUUCAUGUCUUCCAUUCAUUCCAAAAUGUAGUGUAUAUUUUGUUUCCUAAAAAGUCAAACAUUUCUAUGUUUGACCAAAUUUAAGGAAAAAUAAUCAACAUCCACAGUACAAAAUUAGUAUCAUCAGGUUCAUCAUGAAGUGCACUUUGAUAUUUUAUUUAUUUAGUAUUUUAGAUAUUGGUAUCUUUGACUUUU
This is a messenger RNA of Triticum aestivum (bread wheat), 1525 nucleotides long. RefSeq lists its product as uncharacterized. Bases 1 to 1182 code for a protein of 393 amino acids. The record is from RefSeq and is a predicted model, not a curated record. The transcript has 11 exons. Lineage: Eukaryota; Viridiplantae; Streptophyta; Magnoliopsida; Poales; Poaceae.